AUGGACGCUUCACCAAGGAGCACCAGCAGUGACGAGGAGCCACAACGCUGCACCCCGGCCCGGAGCCACAUCAUGUUCUAUGUCCUCGCAACCAUUGCGGCCGUGGUUCUGUAUGUGGUUGGCAUCAUGCCCAACAAAGCUACAGAGGCACCGGCCCCUGAUGUGGUUCAGAGGCCAUUGGCUCAUGCUGAAAUAGAGAUGUCGGACGUUGCCGCGCUUUCAACCCAUGCACCACAGCCAGAGGAGAAGUCACCGUUCUUCAAAAUGUUACCAGAGAAGGUGCAAGAUUGGUACUUCGAAGAGAAGCGCAAUCUCAAGCAGCAGAUGCAUAAGACGCAGGUAACGUACUACAAGAGUCCACAUCACUUGGUGCACACCAACGCCGAUCAGUUCCUCAAGUCACAGCCCGAGUUGCAAGCGCAGCAAAUGCGGAGCAUUGCGGAGCGCGAAUCGGUGCUAGAUUUCAAGAGACUGGGCUCUGAAGUAGAGACCCAGCCGAAUUCAGCGGUGCGUCCCAUGGCGCCGCCAAAGCUGCCGGCCAUCCAUGGCAGGCCUGGCAUGGAGAAGUCAGCGUCCAUGCCUCGCAUUGAAGCGCCGCAUCCGCUCACGGUGCCCAGCUUCAGACGCCCCGACGUCUCGGGCCAGCUCCAGGAGAUCGGACAACUUUCUAGCAAGAUUGUCGGACCUGGUGGCAUCAGCAAGAAGAUGCGGGCACUGACUGCAUCCUCCAGUACACCUGACUUGCGAGGAGGUGUGAAGACGAGUGAGCUGGUGCGGCAACCUGUACCUCAGGUCGCCCCGCUGCAAGAAUCGCAGAGCAGCAGCCCGCCGAGAAAUGCAGGAGGUGCAUAUCCUGCCCCAGUGGCAGCCGCUCCAGAGCCUCCGAAAGAGGAGAAGCUGGAGUACAUGAAGCCAGCGGAAGCGGCACAUUACAACUUCCGAAAUCUGCCACUAGAGAUCUUCGAUCACGCUCCAGACUUUGAGGUGAAAACUCCUCAGGAAUGGAUGAAAGAGGUGCUGAAAGAUACCAGCCGUCCGCAGGCAUGCGUGGUACAUUACAAGAACAAAAAAUGGACCAUGGUGCGCUGCUGGGUGCUGCGCUACGAGGAAUCCAUCAACAGAUAUAUCGUGGAGCUGGAAGAUGCGAGCCAAAAAAAGGUGAAGAGAUUAUCUCUCAGAUUCAAUGCAGAAGACCCGAAGAAUUUCGAAAAGAGGGUCGAGACUUGCCGGGCGAGAAAGGCGCAUUGCGAAUUGCAAGAAGCCUUCAUUGAUUACAUCGAGUACAAAGAUGACAAACUUGUAACUCCGAUGCCACGCUCAGAGAAGGAGUUUUUCAUCAGGGCAUGUCUGGAACGGUGUAGCUUGGAAGAACCCAACGGGCAUGGGAGCACCAUACGGGAACUCAUGCAAGAGGUGGAAGAGAACUACAUCCUCUGCAUGAAGCUGUUCAACGUGAAGGUUGAGCUGAUUCCACUCUUUGGCACGAAGGAGGCAUUCCUCCCAGAUGAGUCCAACGAGUUCUCGAUGCAGUUUGCAUCUGUAAUGAAAAGUUUUCUACCACUACAAUGCCCUGAAUCUGGACUGGUAGAGCAUGCUCAGCCAGAGAUGGGCGUCAAGCAGCUUGUUGCGGAGAUGCUGCAGAUGCCUUUGCUCGGUUCCAGCGUUUUUGCCAUCACCAGCCAGGUCUGGCGGCGCUACAUCAACGAAGUGGCCCGGAUGGAGCUGGUGGACACCACACGUGUGGGUGGCGUGGAUGUGACACGACAACGGAAGCUCAUCAAGAACGGAGACUCGAUCAUUUUCGAGCCCAAGGACAUGUUUGAGCACCAGAAGAACCACAUAGAAAGAAUAACCAACCAUUUGAAACGUGGCUGGCGGGACUACAUCAUAGCAGAGGUCUUGGACAAGCUGUCCGACGACUACAAUUUUUUCAGCGACGACUUUGAGAAACACAUGCAAAGUCCGCUCCACGCACUGCUUCGCAAGUUGGACUUGAUCAUCAACUCCCAACUUCGAUGGUCCACAGCUUGCACUGCAUCGUUGGUUCGAUGGAACAUGACGGCAGAUAUUUUAAGAUCUUCUUAG
Cladocopium goreaui is the source of this 2085-nucleotide messenger RNA. The record is from the annotation of a GenBank genome assembly. NCBI's taxonomy places the organism in Eukaryota, Dinophyceae, Suessiales, Symbiodiniaceae.